AUGGCGGUGCAGGAUGGUGACAUCAUCAUCGGGGGACUGUUCCCCGUGCACGAGAGUGUGGACCUCCAGGAUGGCUCCAAUGGAGAGCCUUCUAAGAGAGGAUGCACCAGGUAUAACGUAGCUCGGAUGCUCCAGGCCCUGAUGCUGAUUGAGGCCGUGGAGACCAUCAACAACUCCCCGUUGCUAGGCAACCUGACGCUGGGCUACCACAUCCUGGACUCCUGCUCCGAUGUCACCACGGCGCUGGCGGUCACUCAGAGGUUCCUGGAUGUCCACGGCUCUACCUUCUCACUGCAGGAGGGGAAUAGAACAGGCUGGAGCAGCAGUACCCCCUCCACACCAGUAGAUGUCCUCGUAGGGGGAUACCACUCUGAAAUCUCCAUCGCUGUGGCCAGACAUCUCUCCAUCAGGCACAUCCCACAGAUUAGCUACGGUGCCACCACAGGAAUUCUGAGUGACAAAUCUCGCUUCCCCUCCUUCAUGCGCACUGUGCCCGAGGACACCUACCAGACCCAGGCCAUCGUUGACGUCUUAGAGGCCCAUGACUGGACUUGGGUCGGCGUGGUAACCACUGACGAUGACUACGGCCGCUAUGCCUCCCAGCGUUUCCAUGAGCACGCCCAGAGAAGAGGCAUCUGCACUGCCUUCACCGUGGUGCUGCCACCGGGCCCCGAGCUCGCGGCUGCCAUCAGGAGUGUAGUGCGCCACCUGGAGGAUGACCAGAGAGUUGGCGCCAUGGUGUCAUUCGCCAAGCCUGGUCACAUGAUGCGUAUCGCCUGGGAGCUGACUCCAAACGCCACAGGCCGGGUCUGGAUCGCCGGCGACUCCUGGGCGACUUCUGAGCGCAUGCUGGAGGCCGUAACACUCAGCGACCUCGGAGUCGUCCUUGGGGUCACCUUGAGAUCAGCCCGGAGGAUGACUGGCUUCGACAGGUACCUGGAGGGCCUGAACCCUGGCCUUGAUGCCCACCAGCACAACACCAUCCUGCAGGAGUACCUGAGGGGUCAGCCAGGGGGCGACGCCACCCAGCCCCAGCUGGGGGAGGCGUUGAAGAGGAGGGCCCAGCCCUCUGCUGUCCUCAGUGUGGGGUUAGCGGUCAGUGCUGCCGCCCAGGCUGUAGCCAACCUCUGUGCCAACAGAGACUGCAGAGAUGGAAAACACUUUGAACCAUGGGAGGGCAAUAUAGUGUCCAAGUGUGCAGAGAGUUGUCCAGUGGGGUACAGGAGACUGCCACAGAGAGGACAGCCCAUGUGUUGCUACGAGUGCACAAGAUGCCCCAAAAACACUUUCAGCAAUGAAACAGAUGCGCACGAGUGCCUCAAGUGUGGCGUGGACCAGUGGUCUGACGUGGGCAGCUGCGCGUGUACGGACAAAACGGUGCUCUUCUUCGACUGGAGCGAGCCCCUGGCCGUGGUGCUGCUGUGCUGGGCGGCGCUGGCCAUGGUGCUGACGCUGCUGGUGCUGCUGGUCUUCCUGGACCGCUGGAACACCCCCGUGGUCAAGGCCUCGGUGCGGCCCAUCUCCGUGCUCCUCCUGCUGUCCCUGCUGGGCAAGUUCGCCAGCGUGGUGCUGUUCGUGGGCAGGCCCACGGACGUCCAGUGCCAGGCGCGCCAGGUGCUGUUCGGACUCAGCUUCACCCUGUGCGCCUCCUGCGUCCUGGCCAAGUCCCUGAAGAUCGUCCUGGCAUUCCAGCUGGGGCCCACCAUGAAGAGGGUCGUGGCUAAACUCUACCAGCCCUACCUUAUCGUGGUGGUCGGCGUGUCCGUCCAGGUGGCCAUCUGCAGCACCUGGCUGCUGCUCGGCCCGCCCCACGCCACCCUCGUCGCCCGCGGCGACCGUGAGCUGGUGCUCCAGUGUUCCGAGGGCCGCGUGCUGUUCUUCGGCGUGAUGCUCGGCUACGUGGGCCUCAUCGGCGUCCUCUGCUUCCUCAUCGCCUUUAAGGGACGCAAGCUGCCCGACAACUACAACGAGGCCAAGUUCAUCAGCUUCAGCAUGCUCGUCUACCUCAUCUGCUGGGCCGUGUUCGGGCCCGUGUAUGCUGCCCAGGCCGGGGUCAGCGACGGGGGUGGCAAUUGGGGCGGCAACGGGACCGGGUCCGGGACUGGAGCCAGCGUGCUGCUGCCGGGCGUGGAGAUGACGGUGAUCCUCAUGUCCUCCUGCGCCGUGCUGUUCUGCCACUUCAUCCCCAAGUGCUACGUCAUCCUCUUCAGGAGCAGGUGCAACACGCGCGAGGUCUUCAGCCGCAAGCUGUGGGAGUUUGUGCGGCACAACUCAGAGGCAGGCGGCGACGAUGACGACAACAAUCCUUCCAAGGGUUUCCACAACGUCUCCCGCAGUGCCUCGCUCGACAGCGGUUUUGAGGGAGGAGGACCUCCGAGUACCAGCAGCACUACUAGGUCCCAAAGCAUCUCUUCGGCCACCACCAAUGACAACGAUCGGCCCAGCGGAUUCCACCAUGUCCCCCGCAGUGGUUCUCUUGAUAGUACGCUGAGCGGUUUUGACGGAGAACCACCUCAGAGUAGCGGCUCUGAGUUGGACUUGGAGGAGAGCAUCUCUGUGCCCAUCAUCACCGAUGACAACGAUCAGCCCAAACGCUUUCACAGCCACAGCGUAUCACACAGUGGCUCGCUUGAUAGCACGUUCAGUGUAGCCUGA
Engraulis encrasicolus (European anchovy) is the source of this 2655-nucleotide messenger RNA. RefSeq names its product G-protein coupled receptor family C group 6 member A-like. The coding region runs from base 1 to 2655 and encodes 884 amino acids. Gene Ontology annotation, molecular function: G protein-coupled receptor activity. The transcript is spliced from 10 exons. The record is from RefSeq and is a predicted model, not a curated record. Gene Ontology annotation, cellular component: plasma membrane. Gene Ontology annotation, biological process: G protein-coupled receptor signaling pathway. NCBI's taxonomy places the organism in Eukaryota, Metazoa, Chordata, Actinopteri, Clupeiformes, Engraulidae.